AUGGCAGUGCCGCUCGAUAGCCGUAGCGACUCGGACGACGGCUUCCAGGACUUUCUGAGCGACAACAGUGGCGAUCAAGAGGCGCUGUUGACGCAGGAAAGCGCAGCACUUGAGCGUCGCAUGAAGACCAUGGGUAUUCAAGACGGUCUCGAGCUCGGUAAGGAGAUCACGUUGCAAGAAGGGUUUGACGCUGGUUAUGCGCAAGGAGCAGCACGUGGUUUUCGUGUUGGAACACUGCGAGGCGCUUUGGAAACAGCCGUUCGGUGUGGGCUGAUGGACGACGAGGCAAUGCUGACGGAAGCACGUGCUUGUAUAUCUCAGUUAAAGACACUGGAGAGGGAUUCCAAGCUGCACGACGGAACACCUGAAGACAGCGCUGAACUUGUAGUACUGACGCAAGCUGAAGAUCUGCUUACGAGCAUCGGAGUGGACGCUACAACUUUGUGA
This is a messenger RNA of Hyaloperonospora brassicae, 447 nucleotides long. NCBI's taxonomy places the organism in Eukaryota, Oomycota, Peronosporomycetes, Peronosporales, Peronosporaceae. The record is from the annotation of a GenBank genome assembly.